Molecule: messenger RNA, 1891 nt
Organism: Megalops cyprinoides (Indo-Pacific tarpon)
Lineage: Eukaryota; Metazoa; Chordata; Actinopteri; Elopiformes; Megalopidae
Product: dual specificity protein kinase CLK2-like
Exons: 13
Coding region: 313-1878 (521 amino acids)
Biological process (GO): regulation of RNA splicing; protein phosphorylation
Cellular component (GO): nucleus
Molecular function (GO): protein tyrosine kinase activity; ATP binding
Source: RefSeq, a predicted model, not a curated record
AGAAAAAAAAGGACUGGAGAAAAUCAGUACCACGUACCUCUGGUGGCAGUGGGAACUCUCUUGAAAUGUGUGAUGUAGAGAAUUGGUUUUAUAAAAUACCAUGAAGUGGUACUAGUAACUUGUAGGUCGAACACGAGCAUGAGUGGUGGGCUGUUUACAGGACGUCUCGGGAGCGCGCAUUUAUCGAAGAGAAGGGAGGGAAAACGGCAAAGAUUUGACCUCAGAAAGAAGCGAGGAAGAAAACCACGACGGGAGUGAGACGCCAACACGGAUUUCCUUUGGGAUAAACGGACGGGCCUCGCUGCUAAAACGAUGCCUCACUCAAGGCGGUACCCGUCUUCGGAGCGGGCCAGUCGAGGCAGCUACCAGGACCGGCACCGGGGGCGCAGGCGCCGCCACCGACGGUCCCCUUCCCUCUCCUCCAGCAUGGAGAGGGAGCGGGAGCGGGAGAGGAGGGGAGGAGCACACCGGCAGGACUGCAGCUACCUGCGCUCCAGGAGCUACGACAACCGCUCUGCAGACAGCAGGCCGUACGACCGGCGGUACUGCGAGGGCUACCGCCGCCUGGACUACAGCCGCGAGCGCGAGAGGGAGCACGGGCCGGCCGAGGGCUACUACCUGCACGGCGACUUCGCCGCCCGCCCCUACGACUACCGGCGCGGGAGAGAGCGGGAGCGCGAGCGGGACGACACGUACGAGCGGAAGGACAGCAGGCGUAAGCACAAACGAAGGAGGCGUAGAACCAGGUCCUAUAGCCCGUCCUCUUCGAGGAGCAACAGCCGGACGCGGGCGUUGAGUGUGAGGGACGACGAGGAAGGGCACCUGAUCUAUCGGAGUGGGGACGUCCUGCAAGAAAGAUAUGAGAUUGUCAACACUUUGGGAGAGGGCACCUUCGGGAGGGUAGUCCAGUGUGUGGACCAUCGCAGGGGCGGAGCUCGUGUGGCUCUGAAGAUCAUUAAGAAUGUGGAGAAGUACAAGGAGGCGGCGCGGCUGGAGAUUAAUGUGCUGGAGAGGAUCAAUGAGAAGGACCCCGACAACAAGCACCUCUGUGUGCAGAUGUACGACUGGUUCGACUACCACGGCCACAUGUGCAUCUCCUUCGAGCUGCUGGCGCUCAGCACCUUCGACUUCCUCAAGGAGAACAACUACCUGCCCUACUCCAUCGGCCAGGUCCGCCACAUGGCCUACCAGAUCUGCCAGGCGGUCAAGUUUCUCCAUGACAACAUGUUGACGCACACCGAUCUGAAGCCAGAGAAUAUCUUGUUCGUGAACUCGGACUUCACGAUGACUUACAACGUGGAGAAGAAACGGGACGAGCGCACGGUGAAGAGCACGGCGGUACGGGUGGUGGAUUUCGGCAGCGCCACCUUUGACCACGAGCACCACAGCACCAUCGUGUCCACGCGGCACUACCGCGCCCCGGAGGUCAUACUGGAGCUGGGCUGGAGCCAGCCGUGUGACGUGUGGAGCAUCGGCUGCAUCCUGUUUGAGUAUUACCUGGGCUUCACCUUGUUUCAGACUCACGAUAAUAGGGAGCACCUGGCCAUGAUGGAGAGAAUACUGGGACCCGUGCCCUCCAGGAUGAUCCGCAAAACCAGGAAGCAGAAGUAUUUCUACCGCGGCCGGCUGGACUGGGACGAGAGCUCCUCCGCCGGGAGAUACGUGAGGGAGAACUGCAAGCCGCUGCGGAGGUACCUCCUGUCAGAGGCUGAGGAGCACCACCAGCUGUUCGACCUGAUCGAGAGCAUGCUGGAGUACGAGCCCUCCAAGCGCAUCACCAUGGCGGCGGCUCUCCGGCACCCCUUCUUCGAGGCCAGCAGCGGGGGCGACCCCGGGGGAAGCAAGAGCUGGGAGGCCAACCGCGACAUCAGCCGGUGACCCCCCCGCCCCC